AUGCCCGAUCAAGCCACGUUCCUCCGGGGUCUUGCGAAGCUCUACCCGGACGACGCAAACUCACCGUGGUACAUCUUCGUCGGGCUCGUCCUCCAAGCCAACGACCGCAUGGACGCGAUCGCUGCCCUCUUCGAGAUCCUGAGGGAGCAGACUCCGAAUCGAGAAGAUCUGAUCACGAAGGUCCGCACGCUGAGAGAAGCGCAGCUCAAAGCCAGCGUCCUGAUCGGCUUUCCCAAGGGCAUCAACGGAUGCAUCGCGCUGCGAAACGCGGUCCAGAAGACCGCGCCCGAGCUCCUGACCGUGCUCGACAAGGACCCCUCGCUGAGGGAGAACCUCUCCCGCCAGGAGAAGGACUCGCGGGGCCUCGCCUUCUUCCAGAGGAUCUACUCCCAGCACACGGACCGCGUGCUGGAGAACAUGUCCCUGGCAUCCGGGGGCGACCUGUCCCAGUUCGCCAUCAACGCCGUCUACGGCGACCUGAUGGCCGAGGAGCGCCGCCUCGGCGCCAAGGAGACCGGCCUGCUGGAGUUCCUGGCCUGUUAUGCUGCCGGAGGUUCAUCUUGGUCGCAGGCGAAAGGCCACAUGUUCGGCAGUCGGAACUUGGGGAACAGCGCGGAGGAAAUCCGGGGCGCGCUGAAUAUAUGCGACGCGAUCGAGGACCAUUUUCAAAUCCACGUGAACCGACAACCCGCCGCCAACUGGACUUGGUUAUCUAAACUCGACGCCUGGGAUCAUUGA
Molecule: messenger RNA, 738 nt
Organism: Dissoconium aciculare CBS 342.82
Lineage: Eukaryota; Fungi; Ascomycota; Dothideomycetes; Mycosphaerellales; Dissoconiaceae
Exons: 3
Coding region: 1-738 (245 amino acids)
Source: RefSeq, a predicted model, not a curated record